This is a messenger RNA of Closterium sp. Yama58-4, 2907 nucleotides long. The record is from the annotation of a GenBank genome assembly. Lineage: Eukaryota; Viridiplantae; Streptophyta; Zygnematophyceae; Desmidiales; Closteriaceae.
AUGGCUCUUUUGCUUCGCUCCCUGACGCUCACCGCGGCGGUUGUCCUCGCGGCCGCUGCUCUCCUCGCCGCUCUUCCCGCCGCGAGCGCCGCGGGAGUGGAUUACAGCAGGAGCGGCCUCGACUGGGAGGGCGUGUGCGAGUCGGGCGAGCGCCAGUCACCAAUCAACAUCGUGAUGGACGAGGCAACGACGGUGGACGCACCAGAGAGGUUCUCCUUGGACUAUGACUCCGCGCCCACCACUGCCACUGUCGUCAACAAGGGCUACACCGUCCAGGUGGUCCCUAACCCCGCCCACACUUACAAGCUGCACAUUGCCAGCGGAACCUAUGACCUGAAGCAGGUGCACGUGCACGCCUUCUCAGAGCAUGCCAUCAACGGGCUCUUCGCACCCAUGGAGGCGCACUUCGUGCACGCGCUUGUGGACGACCCCUCCAAGCUGGCUGUUGUGGGCGUUAUGAUACGUCUACAGCGCGACGACCGUGCCAGUGAUUGGGUCGACUCGUGGUUGGGCAGCACCCCCUCAGCGGUGAACGGGACAGCCACCAUUGAUAUCCCCAAGAACUUCUGGAGGCAGAUGGUGGAUGUGUCCAUGGGAUUCUGGCGCUACCCCGGCUCGCUCACCACACCGGGAUGCGAUGAGAUUGUGGAGUGGCAUGUGCUGCGCAAGGUUCAGUUCCUCUCCGUUGCUCAGGCUGCGAAAUUCAUGAAUCUUAUGGCCAGCAUGAACAAGGAGCGCACAAACAACCGCAUGCCCGAGCCACUCAAUGGCAGGGAGGCUCACAUGGAUCGCAGACCACUUCUAGCCGUUCUAGUACUUGCGUUGACAUCCAGCGUACACGCAUGGAACUACGUCAAGAGCGGCCAAGACUGGACGGGUGCGUGUCAAACGUCGCGCGCGCAAUCGCCGAUUAACAUCGAGCCGUCAAUGGCAAUAAAGGGCAAGGACCUACGCUUCCUCAACAUCAGCUACGCCCUCAGCAAAUCGCUCACCGUCUCCAACUUCGGCUUCACUGGAGGGGUGCAACCGCAAGCGGGAACGGAGAAUUUCAUGUACACGUCCACGGGCAAGUUUCGUCUGCUCGGCAUUCUGCUGCACGCCACGUCGGAGCACACCAUUCUCGGCGCGCCCGCGCCGCUCGAGGCGCAUUUCGUGCACGAAAACGUCGCCAACCCCGCGAAGGGCGCCAUCAUAUCCGUGAUGAUCGUGAUUCACAAGAACAACGUCCGAAACCCGUGGCUCGACAAGUGGCUGCCGUACGUUCCCAAGGCUGUGAACACGUCGGUGGCGGUGCCGGCGACGACCAACUUCAAGGAGGCACUGAACGUGAAGUACGGCUUCUGGUACUACAAAGGGUCCACCACGUACCCGCCCUGCGCGCCCAACAUCGAGUGGUUCAUCCUCAAGCGCGGCCUCUACGGCUCCGUCCAGCAGAUCGAGGGCUACAUGAACUUGCUCGCCGCAUCCAGCGGUCAGCGCACCAACAACCGUCUCCCUAGGCCAAUCAACGGCCAGCCCAGCUCUAAUAUAGCAGUCCCCGUUCUUCCUGCUCUCGUUGGAUCCAACGGCAACAUGCAAGAGCCACGCACCCAAGGACCAAGGCACGCAGACGAGACAGAGCAGCAGGCCCGCCGCGAAUCCAAAUCGCCACCACCUGCGUCAACGCUGUCGCGAGAUGAAGCGUCUCUGAGGAGCAGCAAGGCCCCCACCCCUCCCGCUGGUGCCCUUCCACGCGCCACCUCAGCACCUAUGCCUGCUUCUUCCACGCCUCCUGCUAAGGAGAAAACGACCGUUGCGAAGCCAGGCAGCAAGAGCCUGGCUGAGCUUGUGAGGGAUACGGAUCUGGAGCCGGACGAGGAGGUUGUUAGGUACGGCGAGAUGAAGGACUAUGUUGAGGCGAUGGCUAAGGCUCGCUCUCCUGGAAAGGGUGCUGCUGAGAGUGGGAAGGAGGGAAAAGGGAGCAGUAGCGGUGCUGUUUUGAAGACUGAGGGGAUUCACGCCAUUCCAGAUGAGGAGAAGCGCCAUCUCCCUCCCCGAUUUCCAAACCGCAACGAUCGAGUGAAACGUGCAUCUGCAUCUGCCGAAUUCCCGCACCACGCGAUCAUGGAGAAGGUCAAGGAGAUCUUCGGCGGAGAGAAGAAGCGAGAGGAGCCUCGCGAGGGCGAGUACGGAUACGGCUCGCGCGGAACAGCUUCAGGCGAGCCAGAAUAUGGUGGCCACGGACAGCAGCGUCGCGGGCACGAGUACGAGCGGGAAACACCCAGCUACGGCGGCGGAUCUACUGAACGCUCGGGAUAUUCCGGUGUGACAGGUCGCGAGAGAGGCACUGAGUAUGGCGGCACGGGCCCGACUGGCUAUGGUGGUGAAACUGGCUACGGCGGCGAAACUGGCUAUGGAACCUUCUCCGGAGGUGAAGGCAAAGCCGGUGGGCGUCAUCAUCAUGGCACUCGCGAAGAGACUACUGGCUAUGGUGGAACUACGGGAUACGGAGGGACGACUGGGGGAGGUAAUACGGCUGGAUACGGCGGCACGACUGGCGGAGGUACAACUGGAUAUGGCGGCACGGCUGGGGGAGGUACAACUGGAUAUGGUGGCACGACUGGUGGAGGCACAGCUGGGUACGGAGAACUUCAUGGGGAGCGCGGAUAUGGGGAGCGCGGAUACGGGGGACGCGAGGAACGUCUUGGAGGUCGUGAAUACGGUGAAGAACGCGAGACCGAGGAAGAGAAGAUGCGCAAGGAGUACGAGGGGCACAAACGCGGAGAGCGCAUCGGUGAGGCGAUUGCUGCCGGUGCUGCUGCGUAUGCGGCUCACGAACGGCAUGAGAGGAAGGAGGACGAGGAGGAUAUCAAGGAAAGGCAGAGGGAGGCUGAGGGCGGUCACAAGAAACAUGGCUGGUUUGGCUAG